GCAGCCGGAGGGGAGAUCUUUAACCAGUGUGUAGCGGAGAGGGACGAGGCCUUCAAAGAGGAGGACGUGAAGAGGCUGUUAAGACAGAUCCUAGAGGGAGUCUCCUUCCUCCACAGGAACAACGUGGUGCACCUGGACAUCAAGGUCAGUCCCCGACCCCUGUUAGACACUUUAUGGUAUUUUAUUAGGAUCCCCAUUAGCUGUUGCGAAAGCAGCAGCUGAUCUUCCUGGGGUCCAACCUUUUAUCAACAUUCACUUCUUAUAUGUAUGUUAGACCAGGGGUGGGAAAACAUUUUGGCUCGAGGGCCACAUCGGGGAUGGACACACAGAUUUUCUUUGGGGUUGACCAAUUUGUUUGUCAAAAGCAAUUUGCGGGCCAGAAACAGGCCAGUUAUCUGAACAUAUAUAUUGUACUUUCUAUCUAGUUUUAGAUGUUCAAGAGGCCUGGAGUGUUUUUUUUACCUAAAAUAAUAAUCAACCUCCUGCCGGCCGGAUCCGUAGUUUGUCCACCGCUGUGUUUUACUUUGUAUCACUUUUAUCACAUAGUCCACAUUUUAGCAAUUAAGUCAGAUAAACUCAUGGAUACCAUUGUUUUGUCUCUGCGUGCAGUUUAAAGGAAGUUGAAGGUAGUUUCUGGAGCCAUUGCUAACUAGCGAAAGGGCUUGAUUGCCAAAAUAUCGCUUUAAAGAUGGAAGCAAGCUUUUAUACCGUGGUUUACGUAUAUGCAAGUUAGCCCCACUAGACCUCCUCUCUAAUGCUGCUGUCAAGUUAGCCCCACUAGACCUCCUCUCUAAUGCUGCUGUCAAGUUAGCCCCACUAGACCUCCUCUCUAAUGCUGCUGUCAAGUUAGCCCCACUAGACCUCCUCUCUAAUGCUGCUGUCAAGUUAGCCCCACUAGACCUCCUCUCUAAUGCUGCUGUCAAGUUAGCCCCACUAGACCUCCUCUCUAAUGCGGCUGUCACGCUGCUCUUCUCUCCAGCCCCAGAACAUUCUGCUGACCUCCGAUGCUCCUCUGGGGGACAUCAAGAUCGUGGACUUUGGUCUGUCCAGGAUGGUGAGCAGCAGUCAGGAGCUCAGAGAGAUCAUGGGGACCCCGGAGUAUGUGGGUGAGUAGAGCAGCAAACAACACAACCCCUGUCCUGACCGGCAGCCAUGUUGUUAUGACCGUCAUGGUCACUCCACUCAGCAUGUCAAAAGUCUUCAAUGGGGUAGUUCACCCCCAAAGUGAAUAAGUCGUUUUUUUUCUUUUGCAGCUCCAGAAAUCCUGAAUUACGAACCGAUUAGCACUGCGACAGAUAUGUGGUGAGUGACAUUUCAGUGUAUCUUAUUGCAGUGGUUCUUAAACCUCUCCUCGGGACCCUCCGCCAUUCCAUGUACUUGAUCUAUUCCAGAGAUAGCACACCUGAUUCAAAUAGUCAACUAAUCAUCAAGCCCUUCACUAGGUCAAUCAGGUGAGCUAGUUCAGGGCUACAUUAAAACUGUGAAACGUCUCUGGGUGCCCGAGGGGAGGUUUGAGAACCAACAGUAUGUUGUAUGUGUUGUGAUUUGUUUUAUCCAAUAGCUUCUUUGAGAGAGCGAGAGAGAUACAAGGGAAAACUUCACACAUGUAGGAAAACAGCAUCAUUCCCUAAAUUAUGAGUUUAUCUCAGAGGGAAAAGCUUCAGCUCAUUUCCUGUGGCUGUAUAUACACUAUAUAUACAGCAGUAUGUGGACACCCCUUCAAAUUAGUGGAUUUGGCUAUUUCAGCCACACCCGUUGCUGACAGGUGUAUAAAAUCGAGCACACAGCCAUGCAAUCUUCAUAGAUGAACAUUGGCAGUAGAAUGGUCUUUCUGAAGAGCUCAGUGACUCUCAACGUGGCACCGUCAUAGGAUGCCACCUUUCCAGCAAGUCAGUUUGUAAAAUGUAUUCCCUGCUAGAGCUGCCCCUGUCAACUGUAAGUGCUGUUAUUGUGAAGUGGAAAUCUCUAGGAGCAACAACGGCUCAGCCGCAAAGUGGUAGGCCACACAAGCUCACAGAACAGGACCGCAGAGUGCUGAAGCGCGUAGCGCGUAAAAAUUGUCUGUCCUCGGUUGCAACACUCACUACCGAGUUCCAAACUGCCUCUGGAAGCAAGGUCAGCACAAUAACUGUUUGUCGGGAGCUUCAUGAAAUGGGUUUCCAUGGCCGAGCAGUCGCACACAAGCCUAAGAUCACCAUCCGCAAUCUCAAGUGUCGGCUGGAGUGGUGUAAAGCUCGCUGCCAUUGGACUCUGGAGCAGUGGAAACGUGUUCUCUGGAGUGAUAAUCACGCUUCACCAUCUGGCGGUCCGACGGACGAAUCUGGGUUUGGUGGAUGCCAGGAGAACGCUACCUCCCCCAAUGAAUAGUGCCAACUGUAAAGUUUGGUGGAGGAGGAAUAAUGGUCUGGGGCUGUUUUUCAUGGUUCGGGUUAGGCCGCUUAGUCCAGUGAAGAGACAUUUUAACCCUACAGCAUACAAUGACAUUCUAGACGAUUCUGUGCUUCCAACUUUAAGGCAACAGUUUGGGGAAGGCCCUUUCCUGUUUCAUACAGAAAUGGAUUGUUGAGAUUGGUGUGGAAGAACUUGACUGGCCUGCACAGAGCCCUGACCUCAACCCCAUCUAACAACUUUGGGAUUAAUUGGAACGCAGACUGCGAACCUGGCCUAAUCGCCCGACAUCAGUGUCCAACCUCACUAAUGCUCUUGUGGCUGAAUGGAAGCAAGUCCCCGCAGCAAUGUUCCAACAUCUAGUGGAAAGCCUUUCCAGAAGAAUAGAGGCUGUAAUAGCAGCAAAGGGGGGGAACAACUCCAUAUUAAUGCCCAUGAUGAUCAUGUAGUGUAUAUAUUUGUCCAACUGUUUUGUCACUGUAUGUGUCUGACAGGAGUAUUGGGGUGCUGACCUACGUGAUGCUGACGGGUACCUCUCCCUUCCUGGGGGAGGACAAGCAGGAGACCUUCCUCAACAUCUCCCAGAUCAACGUCAGUUACCAGGAGGAGGAGCUGGAGCAUCUAGACCAGGCCGCCAUCGCCUUCAUCAAGGUCCUGCUCAUCAAAGAACCCCAGUGAGUAAUGUGGUCAUUGGGGGGUGGGGGUUCUAAGCUGACAUGUGGAAUUGUUUUAAGAAGGUCAUACCAUGGAUCAUUUAGCUAUUUGACUUUAAGUUCUGAAUUUUAGGUAUACAUUUUUUAUUUUUUAUUAUUUGGCCUUUACUACUAUAGCCCAUAGAAACGAAUUGAAUAACACAUUCAUGAAUGGCAAAAAAGACAGUCAAAAAAGAAAUCACAAGGAAUAUGUUUUUAAGUGUCUGUCCUAUAUCUAGGAAAUAUUAUUGUUUUUUAACACAUUUAACGCCUUAUUUUUGUUAACACAAAGCUACCUCCAUUCAUGUGUACCUUUAGACAAGUCACGUAGAGUAAAACGGAGAUCACCAUUGUGUUUAUGAGAGUCUCGUGGUCAUAUUAGUUUUGUAGGCCAAAUCGUUCGGAUUCUACAGACGUUUUCGUGAGAAACUGAUUUUCGGGAUGUCUCCUGGUCUGACAAACAGCACUGUAGCUCUGCCACUUUCCACUACAGAUGCGGAAGGGCGACACAGGUGGAUGUGGUAGAUUGAGACACAGCCCAUACAAAAAAAAUGUAUCUCCAACUUAAACGGACAGAUUUUGAUGGGGAUUUUCGUAUUAUGUUACUUAGAUUCACGCACCGGUGCGUCAAUAGACUCUAGGGGUUUAAACACAAUAUUAAUCUUAUGUACAGUACCAGUCAAAAGUUUGGACACACCUACUCAUUCCAGGGUUUUUCUUUAUUUUUACUAUUUUCUACAUUGUAGAAUAAUAGUAAAGACAUCAAAACUAUGAAAUAACACAUAUGGAAUCAUGUAGUAACCAAAAAAGUGUUAAACAAAUAUUCCAUAUUUUAUUUUCUUCAAAGUAGCCACCCUUUGCCUUGAUGACAGCUUUGCACACUCUUGGCAUUUUCUCAACCAGCUUCACCUGGAAUGCUUUUCCAACAGUCUUGAAGGAGUUCACACAUAUGCUGAGCACUUGUUGGCUGCUUUUCCUUCACUCUGCGGUCCAACUCAUCCCAAACCAUCUCAAUUGGGUUGAGGUCGCGUGAUUGUGGAGGCCAGGUCAUCUGAUGCAGCACUCCAUCACUCUCCUUCUUGGUCAAAUAGUCCUUACACAGCCUGGAGGUGUGUUUUGGGUCAUUGUCCUGUUGAAAAGAAAUUAUAGUCCCACUAAGCGCAAACCAGAUGGGAUGGCGUAUCGCUGUGGUAGCCAUGCUGGUUAAGUGUGCCUUGAAUUCUAAAUAAAUCACAGACAGUGUCACCAGCAAAGCACCAUCACACCUCCUCCUCCAUGCUUCACGGUGGGAACCAAAAAUCUCACAUUUUGACUCAUCAGACCAAAGGACCGAUUUCCACCGGUCUAAUAUCCAUUGCUCGUGUUUCUUGGCCAAAGCAAGUCUCUUCUUAUUAUUGGUGUCCUUUAGUAGUGGUUUCUUUGCAGCAAUUUGACCAUGAAGGCCUGAUUCACGCAGUCUCCUCUGAACAGUUGAUGUUGAGAUGUGUCUGUUACUUGAACUCUGUGAAGCAUUUAUUUGGGCUGCAAUCUGAGGUGCAGUUAACUCUAAUGAACUUAUCCUCUUUAGCAGAGGUAACUCUGGGUCUUCCUUUCCUGUGGCGGUCCUCAUGAGACGCAGUUUCAUCAUAGCGCUUGAUGGUUUUCGCGACUGCACUUGAAGAAACUCGAAGUUCUUGAAAUUUUCCAGAUUGACUGACCUUCAUGUCUUAAAGUAAUGAUGGACUGUUGUUUCUCUUUGCUUAUUUGAGCUGUUCUUGCCAUAAUAUGGACUUUUACCAAAUAGGGCUAUCUUCUGUAUACCAACCCCUACCUUGUCACAACACAACUGAUUGGCUCAAACGCAUUAAGAAGGAAAGAAAUUCCACAAAAUAACUUUUAACAAGGCACACCUGUUAAUUGUAAUGCAUUCCAGGUGACUACCUCAUGAAGCUGGUUGAGAGAAUGCCAAGAGUGUGAUAAGCUGUCAUCAAGGCAAAGGGUGGCUACUUUGAAGAAUCACAAAAUUCUUGCAUUAGGAGGAACCCAGGGCCAACCGCACCAGCAUAUGGUCUCACAAGGGGUCUGAGGAUCUCAUCUCGGUACCUAAUGGCAGUCAGGCUACCUACAUUUACAUUUAGGUACCUCUGGCGAGCACAUGGAGGGCUGUGCGGCCCCCCAAAGAAAUGCCACCCCACACCAUGACUGACCCACCGCCAAACCGGUCAUGCUGGAGGAUGUUGCAGGCAGCAGAACGUUCUCCACGGCGUCUCCAGACUCUGUCACGUCUGUCACAUGUGCUCAGUGUGAACCUGCUUUCAUCUGUGAAGAGCACAGGGCACCAGUGGCGAAUUUGCCAAACUUGGUGUUCUCUGGCAAAUGCCAAACGUCCUGCACGGUGUUGGGCUGUAAGCACAACCCCCACCUGUGGACGUCGGGCCCUCAUACCACCCUCAUGGAGUCUGUUUCUGACCGUUUGAGCAGACACAUGCACAUUUGUGGCCUGCUGGAGGUCAUUUUGCAGGGCUCUGGCAGUGCUCCUCCUGCUCCUCCUUGCACAAAGGCGGAGGUAGCGGUCCUGCUGCUGGGUUGUUGCCCUCCUACGGUCUCCUCCACGUCUCCUGAUGUACUGGCCUGUCUCCUGGUAGCGCCUCCAUGCUCUGGACACUACGCUGACAGACACAGCAAACCUUCUUGCCACAGCUCGCAUUGAUGUGCCAUCAUGGAUGAGCUGCACUUCCUGAGCCACUUGUGUGGGUUGUAGACUCCGUCUCAUGCUACCACUAGAGUGAAACCACCGCCAGCAUUCAAAAGUGACCAAAACAUCAGCCAGGAAGCAUAGGAACUGAGAAGUGGUCUGUGGUCACCACCUGCAGAACCACUUCUUUAUUGGGGGUGUCUUGCUAAUUGCCUAUAAUUUCCACCUGUUGUCUAUUCCAUUUGCACAACAGCAUGUGACAUUUAUUGUCAAUCAGUGUUGCUUCCUAAGUGGACAGUUUGAUUUCACAGAAGUGUGAUUGACUUGGAGUUACAUUUACAUUUACAUUUACGUCAUUUAGCAGACGCUCUUAUCCAGAGCGACUUACAAAUUGGUGCAUUCACCCUAUAGCCAGUGGGAUAACCACUUCACAAUUUUUUAUUUUUUAUUAUUUUUAAGGGGGGGGGGGGGGGUAGAAGGAUUACUUUAUCCUAUCCCAGGUAUUCCUUAAAGAGGUGGGGUUUCAAAUGUCUCCGGAAGGUGGUGAGUGACUCCGCUGUCCUGGCGUCGUGAGGGAGCUUGUUCCACCAUUGGGGUGCCAGAGCAGCGAACAGUUUUGACUGGGCUGAGCGGGAUCUAUGCUUCCGCAGAGGAAGGGGAGCCAGCAGGCCAGAGGUGGGUGAACGCAAUGCCCUCGUUUGGGUGUAGGGACUGAUCAGAGCCUGAAGGUACGGAGGUGCCGUUCCCCUCACAGCUCCAUAGGCAAGCACCAUGGCCUUGUAACAGAUGCGAGCUUCAACUGGAAGCCAGUGGAGUGUGCGGAGGAGCGGGGUGACGUGAGAGAACUUGGGAAGAUUGAACACCAGACGGGCUGCGGCAUUCUGGAUGAGUUGUAGGGGUUUAAUGGCACAGGCAGGGAGCCCAGCCAACAGCGAGUUGCAGUAAUCCAGACGGGAGAUGACAAGUGCCUGGAUUAGGACCUGUGCCGCUUCCUGUGUAAGGCAGGGUCGUACUCUCCGAAUGUUGUAGAGCAUGAACCUGCAGGAUCGGGUCACCGCCUUGAUGUUAGCGGAGAACGACAGGGUGAUGUCCAGGGUCACGCCAAGGCUCUUCGCACUCUGGGAGGAGGACACAACGGAGUUGUCAACCGUGAUGGCGAGAUCAUGGAACGGGCAGUCCUUUCCCGGGAGGAAGAGCAGCUCCGUCUUGCCAAGGUUCAGCUUGAGGUGGUGAUCCGUCAUCCAUACUGAUAUGUCUGCCAGACAUGCAGAGAUGCGAUUCGCCACCUGGUUAUCAGAAGGGGGAAAGGAGAAGAUUAGUUGUGUAUCGUCAGCGUAGCAAUGAUAGGAGAGGCCAUGUGAGGAUAUGACAGAGCCAAGUGACUUGGUGUAUAGGGAGAAUAGGAGUUACAUUGUGUUGUUUAAGUGUUCCCUUAAUUUUUUUGAGCAGUGUAUGUGUGUAUAUAUAUUUAUGUAUAUGUGGGGUCACUUAGAAAUGUCCUUGUUUUCCAUCAAAUAGUUUGAAUAGGAAAUAUAGCAAAAUGAAUAGGAAAUGUAGAAAUAAUGAUUUUUAAUUGAAAUAAUAAUGUGUCCUUCAAACUUUGCUUUCAUCAAAGAAUCCUCCAUUUGCAGCAAUUACAGCCUUGCAGACCUUUGGCAUUCUAGUUGUCAAUUUGUUGAGGUAAUCUGAAGAGAUUUCACUCCAUGCUUCCUUAAGCACCUCCCACAAGUUGGAUUGGCUUGAUGGACACUUCUUACGUACCAUACGGUCAAGCUGCUCCCACAACAGCUCAAUAGGGUUGAGAUCCGGUGACUGUGCUGGCCACUACAUUAUAGACAGAAUACCAGCUGACUGCUUCUUCCCUAAAUAGUUAUUGCGUAGUUUGGAGCUGUGCUUUGGGUCAUUGUCCUGUUGUAGGAAGAAAUUGGCUCCAAUCAAGUGCCUUCCACAGGGUAUGGCAUGGCGUUAUAAAGUGGAGUGAUAGCCUUCCUUCUUCAAGAUCCCUUUUACCCUGUACAAAUCUCCUAUUUUACCACCACCAAAGCACCACCUGACCAUCACAUUGCCUCCACCAUGCUUGACAGAUGGCAUCAAGCACUCCUCCAGCAUCUUUUCAUUUGGUCUGCGUCUCACAAAUGUUCUUCUUUGUGAUCCGAACACCUCAAACUUCGAUUCGACUGUCCAUAACACUUUUUUCCAAUCUUCCUCUGUCCAGUGUCUGUGUUCUUUUGCUCAUAUUAAUAUUUUAGUUUUAUUGGCCAAUCGGAGAUAUGGCUUUUUCUUUACAACUCUGCCUAGAAGGUCAGCAUCCUGGAGUCGCCUCUUGAAGCUGCCAGUUGAGGACCUGUGAGGCGUCUUGUUUCUCAAACUAGACACUCAUGUAUUUGUCCUCUUGCUCAGUUGUGCACCGGGGCCUCCCACUCCUCUUUCUAUUCUGGUUAGAGCCAGUUUGCGCUGUUCUGUGAAGGGAGUAGGCAAUUUCUCGCAUGGAAUAGCCUUCAUUUCUCAGAACAAGAAUAGACUGAUGAGUUUCAGAAGAAAGCUAUUUGUUUCUGGCCAUUUUGAGCCUGUAAUCGAACCCACAAUUGCUGAUGCUCCAGAUACUCAACUAGUCUCAAGAAGGCCAGUUUUAUUGCUUCUUUAAUCAGCACAACAGUUUUCAGCUGUGCUAACAUAAUUGCAAAAGGGUAUAUAUAUAUAUAUAAUAUGUAUGUAUAUGUGUGUGUGUUUUUUGUGUAGAGGUGAAUGGUAGGAGAGAGAGUACUGAAAGAGCAGUGGGCCAGAUUAGACCGCCAGACCACCCCAGGCCACAAACAUGUAUUCUAUAAACAGUAGAAUAGGCCCCUUGGGCAAUCAAAUCCACAGCCUUGGUGUUGAAAGUGCCAUGCUCGCUCAAACCCACCAAGCCAUCGGAGAAGGUGGAUAUGGGGGGUUGAAGUUCCCAUUGAUUCCCUGGCAUUCUCCUUUCUCCCAACAGUAACCGCGCCACGGCAGAAGAAUGCCUGCAGCACCAGUGGCUCCAGGCAAAAGAGAAAAGGGAAGCAGAGGCGACAGUAGAGGUGAAAGGGACUAUCAGCCCCACCAAGUGCACCUCUGACCCAGCCAGCCCCGAGAGCCCCAUCAGGGGGGAGGAGGAGGAAGGCCCCGAAACGGAGGAGCUGAUCGUGGUGGCGGCGUACGCACUGGGCCACUGCCGCCAGUCAACAGACAAGGAGGUCAUGAACCCCGACCAGAAGGCCAUCUCCAAACGCUUCAAGUUCGAGGAGCCCUUCAGCGCCCUCCAAGAGGUUCCUGGGGAGUUCAUUUACUGAAGGAGACAGACACACACACACACACAC
Coregonus sp. 'balchen' is the source of this 9092-nucleotide messenger RNA. The record is from the annotation of a GenBank genome assembly. NCBI's taxonomy places the organism in Eukaryota, Metazoa, Chordata, Actinopteri, Salmoniformes, Salmonidae.